UCACCAUGUGGUAAAUCCCAUCAGUGAUGCCGGUCCUCAGCAUAAUAACCAGAUGCUUGAGACAUUCUUUCCCACCAGUUUGUCUAAGGAAAUAUAAGGAAAUCUGUCUUACCCGACACAGCGAUUAAAACCCGACUGUCUGCUGACAGGUGAGCUUCACCUCUCCUCUCAAUGGAGCUCCAGCAGUUCAGCGCUCAAGCACACACAGCGGAGGACCAGACCUCAUCACGGGUGAAGAAACAUCUCCACAAACACAGCCUCAAGCGUCGGUUUGAAGUGCUGGAGACGCUGGGCAGGGGCACCUACGGAAAGGUCAAGCGCGCGGUGGAGAGACAGUAUGGAAAGACGGUGGCUAUUAAAUCCAUUAGAAAAGAGAGACUGAGGAAUGAUCUGGACAGAGCUCACAUCCAGAGAGAAAUUGAAAUCACCUCUUCUCUGGUGCACCCAAAUAUCAUCCGACUGUAUGAGGUGUUUGAGAGCAGAGAGAGGAUAGUGAUGGUGAUGGAGUAUGCGAGUGGAGGGGAGCUGUAUGAAUACAUUCAGGACAAACAGAGACUUUCGGAGGAUGAGGCCAGACACUUCUUCAGACAGAUCACCUCUGCUGUGCAUUACUGCCAUCAGAAUGGUGUGGUUCAUCGAGACCUCAAACUGGAGAAUAUACUUCUGGACAAAGACUUAACUGUGAAGUUAGCUGAUUUCGGCUUGUCCAACCGCUACAUGAGAGGCCGGUGUCUGGACACUUUCUGUGGGAGUCCACUGUACGCAUCACCAGAGAUCAUCAAUGGACUGCCAUACCACGGCCCUGAGGUGGACUGCUGGUCUCUUGGUGUGCUGUUAUAUGCUCUGGUUUAUGGCUCAAUGCCAUUUGACGGUACAAAUUACAGCAUCCUUAAAGAGCAGAUCCGCCAUGGACUAUACAAGACCCCAAAUAUCCCAUCAGAGGCCUGUUCAUUGAUCGAAUGGAUGCUCACAGUGAAAGUAGAAGACCGGGCCACUGUUGAAGACAUUGCCAGCCACUGGUGGCUGAACCUAAACCGUCCCAGACUCCCAGAUACAGCAUUCUCAAGAUUCACAGAGAGUAAACCGUGUGCCUCCACAUUACCCAGGAAGAAACCAAAGGAAAGGGCGUUCGCCACAAACAGCAACUCUUUUCUGCUGUCAGCCAUUGAAUCGUCUACCCACAACCAGCCCAUGAAACAUCCAAAGAAGGGCAUCCUAAAGAAGCGCUACACUCAGGUUGAGUAUACAGACAGGUCUGGGUUUACUGGAACCAGUGAAGACAUGGACAGAAUAGGCACAGAUAACGGUAGGAGGAGGAAGGGUAUACUUAAGUGUAACGGAAAGUUCUCCGGUGUUUCUCCAAACACAUUGGCUCCUACAUGGUCAUAUGGUUUCAGCAAACCUAGCUAUGUCUGUGAUGGAGGAGAACAGCAGGAGAUGGAGUUUGAGAUCAAGAUCUCCCUGCGGAAAAUACAGGAGUCUACAGGACUGGAGUUUCCCCAGAAUAGAUAUUUUGGUAAGGGAUGCUGACUAUGAAGACAGUGAAAUUGAAUUACUAGUAAACAUUCAUUUUGGCAUUAGAUAGCAUUUUCCCUAAUUCACAUUUUUGUAGUUAAAUUGAGACAAUAACAGGACAAUGUAUAAUGUUAUUUAAAGGUUUACUCACUUUUUUGGCCCACAAAACAUUUAUUAUGUGUUACAUUCCAGAAUUGUGGGUACAUUAAGCUUUUUCCAUAAUUUUUCCUUUAAAAAAAUUGAUAAUGUACAGUAAACUUAAUCCGUUAUUUAUACAAUUUCAUUCUGUUACUAAUUUAUGUUAUUUUCAUCUAUAACAGUUGACAGUAACAGAGCCACCAUCAUUUUGUGCUUUAGCUUAAGAUUCUAACCUCAAACCAGAUGCAUAAAGAUUGUCUUAAAGCUGAAUUUUCAUUAUAUUAUUGUUUUUAAAAAGUGAAAUAUCACAGUAACAGUUGACAAAUAAUUAAUAUAUUAAAUAAUAUGCCUCUAUACCUUCCAGGAUUUCAUUACAUGACAUUAUUAUUUGUUUUUCUCUUAUUACUCAUUAAAAAAAAUGUACCUGCAAUUCUAGAAGUGCUUGUGUACAUGAAUGCAAACACUUAAGAUUUCUAAUUUUAGAUGAAAAUGAUGGCAUAAACAGCCCUUUAUAUAGCAUUCAUGUAGGUUAAUGUUAGUUUCUAAAAAUACUGUUGUUCAUAGUUCUUAUUUUACAAAAAGUUUUCAUUUAACAUAAACAAUAAACUACAUCUAUAGCACUUAAUGUUUUCCGAUUAGUGUUCAUUUCUGCUUGAUAAUACAUAUUUUAAUUGUGAACUAACAUGAAUAAUGAUUAAGAAAUUCUGUACAAAUAUAUUCCUCAUAUAAAUGUUAGCUAAGGGUCAGUUAAAAUGAACCUUACAGCAUAAUGGUAAUUAAUUAAACAUUAUUGUAAAGUCUUGUCAUAAACAGCUCAUAUAUAUACUGCCGUUCUUGUUUUUUGUUGUUGUUUGAAAGAAUGUAAAACCUAUUGAAGCCCAUUCCCGCCUCUGAAUAAUAAUAAUAAUUUAAAAAAAAUGUAUUGAA
Messenger RNA from Danio rerio (zebrafish), 2580 nucleotides. The record is from RefSeq and is a predicted model, not a curated record. NCBI's taxonomy places the organism in Eukaryota, Metazoa, Chordata, Actinopteri, Cypriniformes, Danionidae.